UUAAUUUUUUCAAAAUGUAAUGUAAAUUUUUCCGAAUGUAAAGCUAUUUAAGUCGAAUUUUUUUUUUUUUAUUUAAUUCGUGUAAAAAUAAUAUUUAUUUGAGCUUGAACUUAUUUUCAAUGAAGUGCCGUUCAGAAAUGUAAGCGCCUGUUUUAGUUUGAUUUUUUUUUGUUGGUGAUUCUUGGGUUUAGUUGUUUUACUAAUAAUACUACUCAAAACCUCUAUCCAUAUAUUUAAAACUGCCGUUAGUGCAUCUAUAUAUUUUAAUAGUUUUGUUUUAUUUUAUUUUUAGUUUCAAUAUUUAACCACAUUCGUGUCAUGAAUAGUAUGGAAAGAAAACUAACAACAACAUUUGCCACAAAGCAUUACAUACAUACAUGCAACUAUUUCACCAGUGACUUUUCAUUUCACCCAGAAAAAUGUUCACCAAUCAAUCACAAACUUACCUCGUUUGUCCAGCACAUACAUUUGAAACGUUUCUAUGUAAACGUUACGCCGCAUGAGCGAUGAACCUGGGUAAUGGUCUGUUCUGGCUGGUGGCACUUAUUUUCGUAGCCUGCAAUCUGUCCUUCGGCGGUACUCGUGAGUCUCAACUGCGCAUCGGUAAGGCCAUCAACAUCUUUGUGCGCUAUGGCUAUCUGGGAAUAUCGAUGCGUGUCAUACCAUACAACGACAGCUACGAGACGGACAAAUGGCUAUUCAAGGAGCCGACAAAGUCAAUUUAUAAGGAUUUAAAUGCGUUGAGUGAAAGUCGUGAGGAGAAUGCGCCGGGCAUCUUUCAUGGUGACUUUCAUAUGGAAUUUUGCGAUAAUCGACGACAGCUCUAUCAGGCUUACUUCAGAGACUUUACGGUCGAGCGGCUGGAUAAACCGUGGGAGGCUUUCACCGGUGGCUGGUUCGCCGAGAAUGCCGCCAAGAAGCUGGGCAUCAACACGUCCUACAUAAUGGGCGAAUAUUCGUAUGUGUUGGUGCGCGUAGUGCGUUUCCGCGAAGUGGGCAAGUUCAAGGGCGACAUACCGCUCAAUCAGACGCUGGAAAAUGACGUGCAUGAGCGUAUCGGUGGCAUAACGGCGGGUAAUGUGACUGGCGCCAUCGAGUUUAUGGAAUCGUACGGCACACACUACAUCAACUCCUACACGACGGGCAAUUCGUUGUACCAGGUAUUUGUCUACUCGCGGAAAAACUACCAGCUGAUCAGGGAUCGCAUUAAAACGAAAGGCCUGAACAGUCUUUCGAAGAAGGAUCUCUACGAUUUCUUCGCGCCUUGGCAUGCCGUGCACCUGGGGCAAAUACGCUCGGCGAGCGCCAAUGCGACGGUGGAGCGCUGGGCGCGGCGCAAACUGCAAUACGAGUACUAUGUGGUGAAGUAUGUGACAUUGCUCAAGCUUCACGGCAAUGCGACACUACUCAAGGCAUUGGACAGCCUCUUGGGCAACGAUGCCAUACUUCAACUAGAUCUGAAAUCAUUGAACGUCAUAUUUAGGGAUGAGCCCGAGAAGCAAAACUGGUUCAACGAAGUGCUCGACAAUCAGAUGAAACUAUGGGAAGUCAACAUGCCCAUGAACUGAGCCAACAGUAAAUAAGAAGUAGUUAUAUACGUAAGAAUGACUCGUUGGGCGGUUUAUGUGGGCCGUUAAUGUUCCUAAGUCGCUAGCGACUAUUCGCGUUGUUGCCAUGACUUUGCGCAGCCUUAAGCCACACAUGUACAUAUAUGUGUGUAUAUGUGUUGAAUUCAAUAUAGAAGUGCCUGGAUCACGUUGUAUUCGACAAAAAUAUGAAACGUUGUUGUUGUUGUCCUCGGAGGCUGCAAUAAUGCUUUUUCGAUGCCUGUGAUAGUUUUAGUUGAUUUUAUUGUUGUAAAUUAAGUUAGUGCUAAUUUAAGUCGUAACAAUCAUAAGUACAUAUUUUCAUGUACAUAUGUAGUAUAUGAAUAUAGUAUAUGGAUACUUAUGCAUGUAUGUAUGUACAAAGAGCUAGGGUUGGAUACGUUUAGGAAAAUAUGUUGUACAGUGGUAAUAGAGCAGCCGGACUUAAGCUAGUUUGGGGAGUAUCUCAGAUAAGAAAUCGAAUAACGGAAUAAGUUAGCGUAAGAAAUAUUAUUAAGUUAAAAAUGUAUGUAAAUAAAUUAAUCGAUGGAUAAAAAGAUGACAGAAAACUAAAUGAAA
This is a messenger RNA of Bactrocera dorsalis (oriental fruit fly), 2165 nucleotides long. It is a transcript of the gene tsl, whose product is annotated as torso-like protein. Bases 507 to 1568 code for a protein of 353 amino acids. The transcript is spliced from 4 exons. The record is from RefSeq and is a predicted model, not a curated record. NCBI's taxonomy places the organism in Eukaryota, Metazoa, Arthropoda, Insecta, Diptera, Tephritidae.